AUGGCUUACUUAAGGCAUGAGACCGAGGAACUUAAUAAUUUUUGGUGCUCUCUCAACGUUUUUGAUUUCUCUCUCUUUCUCUGUCUCUCUCUUUCUCUCCCUCUUUCUCUCUCCUUCUCUUGCCUCCUCUCUCACUUUCUUUCUAUCUCUCUCUUGCUUUCUUUCUCUCUUUCUUUCUUUCUUUCUUUCUUCUUUUACUCUCUCUUUUUCUUUCCCUCUUUCUUUCUUUUCUGUCUCUUUCUUUUUUCUUUCUUUCUAAUUUUCUUUCUCUCUUUCGUUCUCUUUCUUCGUCCCCACUCUCUCUCUCUCUCCAUGUUGUCGGUUGUAGUAUUCCCCCCCCCUCUCUCUCUCUCUCUCUCUCGUUCUUUCUAUCUCUCCCUCUUUCUUUCUCUUUCUCUCUCUCUAUUUCUUUCUUUCUCUCCGUCUCUUUUUUGUCUUUCUUUUUCUCUCUCUCUCUCAUUCUUUCUCUCUCUUUCUUUCUUUCUUUCUUUCUUUCUUUCAUUCUCACUUUCUAUAUUUCUUUCUCUUUUUUCUUUCUUUCUCUCUCUCUCUAUUUCUUAUUCUCUUUCUAUAAUUAUUUUUCAUUGUCUUAAUUUCUAUCUAUCUAUCUAUCUAUCUAUCUAUCUAUCUAUCUACCGGCUUCUUCACUUGGUGCACGCUCCAGAAGCCUUCAUUUUCCGAGAGAGAGUUUUCCACAGUGAUUUGCUGUUUUUCAUAGCAGAGAAAGUAGCCGAAAAACUUGGAGGCAAAUCCUACGAAGAACUUUUGUCCGAACAUAUCCUGAAACCUUUAGGAAUGACUUCGACCACGUUCCUGCACGAACUUCAUCCAAGUAAAGAAAACCUUGCUACACCAAGUUUGAAAAUAAACAAAAGACAAUACCCAGUUUCCAUACAGUCAAUGAGGGGUUAUAAACUGACAAGGGCAGCAAAUGGACUCUGCUCAACAGCCAAUGACAUGAGCAAGUGGCUCCUUAUGAAUCUCAAGAACGGAGUUAGCACAAGCAGAAGAAAACAGAUCAUCUCGCAAGAAUCCCUAAAGAGAUUAUUCACGUUGGAUAUGGACCGCUUCACCGAGUCCUAUGAUCUUAUUCGAGAACGAUUCCUGCAGCCGGCAGUCACCGUCUCUUUCGCUCGAGAAGGAUAUGGCAUGGGAUGGGAGAUUGGAUCGUAUCGAGGCUAUAAGCUGCUGACACACGGAGGCUCCCUCCCUGGCUACGAGGCUAUAAUCUCCAUGUUACCUGACCAGCAUGUGGGCGCUUUUCUCGCGAUGACCGGUACUGGUGGAAACGAGGCAAUGGUGAUUAAAACCUUGAUCAGUGCUUUUGUUCUGGAUUUAGCUUUGAACAACACAAGUUGGAUCAAUUACACUAAUGUUUGUCAAGUUAUGGACAACUUAAUGGCUGACAUGGAACGCAACGCCUAUCUUCGUCGACCACACUUCACACCACACAUUUGGCAAAAGGGUCAUUCAAGCGACGAAAAGCACGCCAAAGACGAAAACAAACCUAAUCUUAAGCUGUACGCGGGGAAAUACCAGAAUCAUAUGUUUAGCAACAUAACAAUCAAUUACAACGCUACUACUGAUCAAUUAUCAAUGGUAAGAAUUAUUUUCCACCCUCAACAACUCUCUCUCUCUCUCUCUCUCUCUCUCUCUCUCUCUCUCUCUCUCUCUCUCUCAUAG
Messenger RNA from Acanthosepion pharaonis, 1683 nucleotides. The record is from the annotation of a GenBank genome assembly. Lineage: Eukaryota; Metazoa; Mollusca; Cephalopoda; Sepiida; Sepiidae.